Messenger RNA from Fundulus heteroclitus (mummichog), 1756 nucleotides. RefSeq names its product synaptosome associated protein 29 (gene snap29). The record is from RefSeq and is a predicted model, not a curated record. Gene Ontology annotation, molecular function: SNAP receptor activity; syntaxin binding. NCBI's taxonomy places the organism in Eukaryota, Metazoa, Chordata, Actinopteri, Cyprinodontiformes, Fundulidae. Gene Ontology annotation, cellular component: SNARE complex; plasma membrane. Bases 103 to 885 code for a protein of 260 amino acids. Gene Ontology annotation, biological process: exocytosis; synaptic vesicle fusion to presynaptic active zone membrane; synaptic vesicle priming. The transcript has 6 exons.
CCUAACGUGACAGGAAGUUCUGACCGUCAGCUGAGAGAGAGCGACAACAACGUCUGGAGCACCGACAGUGAAAAGGUCUACCUGACAUCUUGGUCUUUACCGAUGGCCUACCCUAAGUCCCACAAUCCAUUUGCCGAUGAUGAUGACAAUGAGGAAGACUUUAAGCCCAAAAACAGGGGCUUCGAAGACGAAAGCGACAGUGGUAUGACCGAUGAGGAGAGGAAACAGAGGUACCUUCAGCAGGAAGUGAUGCGCACAGCGAAAUCUGCUGUGGACAGCAGUUACCGCUCGCUGGGCCUCAUCUAUGAAUCUGAGAAGAUUGGUGUGGACACUGCAGAGGAGUUAAUGCGACAGGGUGAGGCCCUGAAAAGAACAGACAAGAUGUUAGACAACAUGGAUCAGGAACUGAAAACCAGUCAGAGGCACAUCACCAGUAUCAAGAGUGUGUGGGGAGGAUUUGUCAACUACUUGAGGGGCAAACCAGAAACAAAGCCUGCACCUGAAGAGCCAAAGGUCUACCAGGCUAAUGAGAGACUACAGACUGCCAUGUCCAGCAGCAGAGAAAACGAAGAUAAGUACCAAGCCAGCCAUCCCAAUCUAAGAAGGUUGGAUACGGGAGGUUUUGGAGCUGCUGCAUCGAUGGAUGACAGCUCAUCCAGACCGAAUGGAUAUCCUCAGAACAGUUACCUGAAAACGGCUCACCAGACCCUUGACAACAAUUUAGAUGAGAUGUCCAGUGGCUUGGCAAGACUGAAGAACCUCGGCCUCGGUCUUCAGUCGGAGAUUGAGGAACAGGACGACUCCAUCGGUUCCCUGCUCAACAAAGUGGACAAAAUGGAUCUGAAGAUCACCAACACCAACCAACAACUUAAAAACCUCAAAUAAGACUUACAAUUGGACUCAUCCACCAUUAUAGACACAAGCCAGCUGCAGGUCAACCUCACAUGUGACCCAUCCUCUCGGCCUUUGUUCACUAAAGGGUAGCCUGUUUCAUUUUGGUUUGUCUUUUGGUUUGUCUUCCAAUAGAAAAUAACUGUGAUUUCUUUUUUUCUUCAUCAUAUGUAAUGUGCUUUCCACAUACGCUCUGGUUGUUUUCUCUGUCAAGUCUCACUGCAUUUCUGUCCUAAUGCCCAAUCACCAAAGAGGUGCAUUUAAAAAAAGUUCCCAAUUUGUAUUUCAAGCCACCAAAUUUGAGAGAUAAGGAGAAUUUUAAAAUAUAGAUCCUAAAAAUGUGUUUUUAAUCUUUUUUUUUUUUAUGUACACUAUUUAGCCACCUUAAAUGUAUAAACAAAACAAGCAAGCAGAAAGUCUAACUUAAGUCACAUUUGCCUUACAUGUGAAAGAAAUGUAUUGUCUUAGGAUCUGUGUGAUGAUUACGUUUUCAUCUGGUGCUUCUUCCCACAAAAUAAUUUGCUUAGAUUUUUUUUAUAUAUAUAUAAUUUGAUUUGCUUUGAUUCAGUAUUGCAGAAUUGGUCUCAGAUAAUUACAAAAUAAAUAAUGUCAAGAAGUUGGGUGUAUAAAAACUCAGCACCGAAGGAAUAAACCCACCAUCAAAAUGUUAAAUAUCUACACUGCACUAUAUUUCCAAGUUCAAGAAACAGGGUCAUGUUUUUCAAAAGAAAUAUUAUGUUACAAGCCUCUUGAUUUGGUAUUUUUUUAUGUUUCUGGGCAAUAUAUGAUGUUUGCCACACUUACCAUGAAUUUUAAUUACACUGAUAUAUGGAAUAAAGAACAUUCAUUUUGGGACUCUCAGGCA